UCCAAGUAUAGAGAUAAUUUAUAUAUCGAUCCCAAAGGAUAUUCAAACCUUUUGAGUGUGAAAGGUUCGAUGGAUAAUAAGCUGCUGACAAUUUUUUGUGUAUUUGUAUAUUGGAUUAAUAAUAUCGAUUUGUUGGAGGCCAAAAUUAGGCACUACAGAUGGGAAGUGAAGUACGAGUUCAAGUCACCGGAUUGCUACCGGAAACUUGCUAUUACCAUCAACGGGAGGACGCCGGGACCGAGCAUUGUUGCGCAGCAGGGGGACACCAUCGUCGUCGAGCUUAAGAACAGCUUGUUGACUGAAAAUGUCGCGAUUCAUUGGCAUGGGAUACGCCAGAGAGGAACACCUUGGUUUGAUGGGGCAGAAGGAGUGACUCAGUGUCCAAUUCUCCCUGGUGAAAUAUUUGUCUACAAAUUUGUUGUGGAUAGACCAGGAACAUAUAUGUAUCACGCACACUACGGAAUGCAAAGAGUCGCCGGUCUCUACGGCUCAAUCCAUGUUUCACUUCCCGACAGCGAGUCGGAGCCCUUCCGGUAUGACUACGAUACAAGUAUAAUCCUCAUCGAUUGGUACCACAAGAGCGCGCAAGAACAAGCCGUCGGCCUGUCUUCCCGUGACUUUGUUUGGGUCGGGGAGCCGGAGUCGAUUUUGAUACAAGGCAAGGGAAGAUUCGAAUGUAACGCAUCGGGCAUUGGAGUCGGAUUGUGCAAUGCUACUAACAUCGAGUGCUCGCCGUAUGUGCUAACGGUUUUCCCGGGAAAAACCUACCGGCUACGGAUUGGAAGCCUAACCGGUCUAUCAGCUUUGAGCUUCGAGAUCGAAGGACAUAACAUGACCGUUGUUGAAUCCGACGGUCAUUAUGUGGAGCCAUUUGUGGUAUCAAACUUGUUCAUUUAUUCGGGUGAGACUUACUCGGUGCUGAUUAGAACUAAUCAAGAUCCUUCAAAAAACUAUUGGAUUAGCGCGAACGUUGUGAGCCGUAAUAGCACCACCCCGAAUGGAUUAGCCGUUUUCAACUACUACCCGAACCACCCCGAAGAAAAACCACCAACAACUCCUCCCACGGGGGUGCAAUGGAAUGAUGUCUCGUCGCGAUUUGCCCAAAGUUUAUCCAUUAAAGCGCGCAAUGGCUUCGUCAUACCUCCUCCUCUAACACCCAACCGCGCGAUUAUCUUGCUCAAUACGCAAAAUUUGGUUGAUGGAUAUGUUCGAUGGUCGGUUAACAAUGUCUCAUUUAAUCUCCCUACCACGCCUUACUUGAUCGCGUACAAGAAAAAGUUGUUGCACGUAUUCGAGCAAAAUGAACCACCUAGUGGCUACGACAGUGUAGGGUACGAUAUCUACAACGUAUCCAACAAUGUGAAUGCCAAGCUCGGAAAUGGAGUGUACAAGUUAGGUUUCAAUACGACGGUGGAUGUCAUCUUGCAAAACGCGAACAUGAUGAAGCCUAAUAAUAGCGAGACGCACCCGUGGCAUCUACAUGGCCACGACUUUUGGGUCUUGGGCUACGGCGCGGGCAAGUUCAACGUGUCUAGCGAUCCUAGCAAGUACAACUUGGUUAAUCCUAUUAUGAAGAACACGGUGCCUCUACAUCCGUACGGGUGGUCGGCGAUAAGGUUUCGCGCCGAUAAUCCCGGGGUUUGGUCGUUCCAUUGCCAUAUAGAGUCACAUUUCUAUCUUGGCAUGGGGAUAGUUUUUGAAGAGGGAGUUGAAAGAGUUGGAAAUUUGCCUACAUCGAUCAUGGGAUGUGGUGAGGCCAAAGCCAAACCAUAGGAUUGAUUUAUUGUUAAACUAUUCGUUUGUUUACUUAUGUUUCCAAAUUAUAUAAUAUUUUGUAAGAUUUUCAAUCUCUAGAAUAUUAAGAGAGAAUUCAACCGUUUUAACUAUACAUCCUCGUCUUUCUUUUAGUUUGGAUAGAAACGUUUCUUUCUUCCACUUUUGACUCAUUAGUUUGGACCCAAUGGGUCAUAACUAUUCAUGUAAGUGAUUACAUAAAUUUAUAUGUUAAUGGCAAAAAAAAUAAAA
Andrographis paniculata is the source of this 2025-nucleotide messenger RNA. RefSeq names its product L-ascorbate oxidase-like. The transcript has 4 exons. Gene Ontology annotation, cellular component: extracellular region. The record is from RefSeq and is a predicted model, not a curated record. NCBI's taxonomy places the organism in Eukaryota, Viridiplantae, Streptophyta, Magnoliopsida, Lamiales, Acanthaceae. Gene Ontology annotation, molecular function: copper ion binding; oxidoreductase activity. Bases 70 to 1773 code for a protein of 567 amino acids.